This is a messenger RNA of Trichechus manatus latirostris (Florida manatee), 4763 nucleotides long. It is a transcript of the gene EDRF1, whose product is annotated as erythroid differentiation regulatory factor 1. The record is from RefSeq and is a predicted model, not a curated record. Lineage: Eukaryota; Metazoa; Chordata; Mammalia; Sirenia; Trichechidae. The coding region runs from base 287 to 3994 and encodes 1235 amino acids. Gene Ontology annotation, biological process: positive regulation of DNA-templated transcription. The transcript has 25 exons.
UGGGAGUCAGAUACCGCGAGAACUGGUGUCCCAAAGAGGCUCUGACAAGCGCAGGCGCACUACGACGCUUCCCCCCGCCCCGCAUCGCGGCAGCGAAGGUGGCACCCGCAGGGAGAGGUGGGGCGGGCCUCUGGAACAAAGCUCGCGAGAUUUAAUCGUGUCACAGCUACUCCUUGCCGUCAGGGACCGGAAGUGCAGAGGGUGGGACGUCUUUGGCGCUUGCUCCACUGAGGUUGCUGCGCCGCCGGGCCCGGGUUCCUGGUCGCGGCUACCCUGGGCCGAAGUGAUGGGGGACCUCAAGGAGGCCGAGGCCGAGGCUCCGCCGGCCGGGGCCGCUGCUCGGGGAAGGCUCAGCCUUCUGCCGCAGGGAGAGCCCGAGGAAUCUUCUGCACAGGGAUCGGCUGUAUUCCUUGGAGGCAAUGAAGUGAAGAGCCGAGCCGUGGUGAAAUACUCGUCCGCACCUGCUCGCACAGCGUUUGCCCGCCUCCAAGAGAAAACAGACUUGAAGCUCCCACCUGCCAACUGGUUACGGGAGAGUGCCAAACUUGGGCCAGCAGGAACUACCAUUCUUGGCAAUAGUAAGAGAAGCAAGCCGUUUUCAAGUUUUGGUAUGGCGUACGACUUUAUUGAUUCGGUGGGAAAUGACGUGGAUGUUGUCUCUGACUCUGAAAACAUUAAAAAGCUCCUGAAGAUUCCAUACAGCAAGUCCCACGUGAGCAUGGCAGUGCACCGCAUAGGAAGGACGCUCUUGCUGGACGAGCUCGACAUCCAAGAGCUGUUCAUGAGGUCCUCACAGACUGGAGAUUGGACAUGGUUGAAAGAAUUUUAUCAAAGACUUAUUGACCAGAAGUGGCAGAGAAAGAAGAAGAGCAAGGAGCACUGGUAUCAGAAGGCUAUCCUUUCCAAGUUUUUAUAUUACAGUAUCAGUGGUGAUGGAGCUGCUCAGCCCGUCCCCUCUGCAGCAGACCAACAGGGAUCGUCCAGUCCAGCUCAGACAACUGAUUCAGAAAGGGCUUCGUGGCCCGCCCCUUUUGAAGUACCUUCUUCCGUUUCAGAAGAUCCCAGUGCUUCUAAUCAGGAAAGUGAGCCUUUUGAACCCUCAUACAUAGUGGGGCAUGUGGCCUCAGCACCCAAAGAACAAAACCUGACUACUUUAUUCAAUGACGGGGAGAACAGUCAGGGUCUUAAAAAUGAUUUUGUUCGGAAUAUUUUGUGGACGUUUGAAGAUAUACAUAUGCUGGUCGGCUCCAACAUGCCUAUAUUUGGAGGAGGCAGAUAUCCAGCGGUCAGUUUACGUCUCAGGGAUAACAACAAACCAAUUAAUGUGCUAACUGGAAUUGACUAUUGGUUGGACAACUUGAUAUGCAAUGUACCAGAGCUUGUGAUGUGCUUUCAUGUCAAUGGAAUUGUGCAGAAGUAUGAAAUGAUAAAGACAGAGGAGAUUCCCAAUUUGGAAAAUUCUAAUUUUUCUACUAAAGUCAUAAAGGAUAUUGCACAGAAUAUUUUAUCGUUUCUUAAAUCUAAUUGUACCAAAGAAGGACAUACCUAUUGGCUAUUUAAAGCAAGUGGCAGCGAUAUAGUGAAGCUGUAUGAUCUCACAACUCUCUGUGAAGAGACCGAGGACAAAUACCGAAACCCGUUCACAAUGCCAGUGGCCGUCCUCUUAUAUAAGGUUGCUUGCAACAUGAUGAUGAAGAAGAAUCAGAAUAAGAAGCACUAUGGGACUAUUAGGACAUUGCUCCUUAAUUGUGUUAAGUUGUUGGACAAAGGCAGGCAUCCUCAAAUUAUUGCUUCAGCCAAUUACAUGCUUUCAGAACUUUUUCAAUUGGAUGAACCUAAAAAAGAAGAAAGUUCAGAAUCUCCUUUAAAUGAGAACUCUGACGAAAGUUACAGCGAAGAGGAGGAGGAGGAGAUGGUGGACAGCGAUGAAAAUGGGCCCUAUAGCGCUGGAGCUGAUCCAUCAGAGGACAGCAAGGCGGUGGCUAUAAUCCAGUCUGUCGGAGAAUUGUCAGUGCCUGAAAAAUACAAAUCCAUCCAUCAAAUCAGACCGAGCUGUGCGUUUCCGGUUUGCCAUGACACAGAAGAGCGCUGUAGGCUGGUUCUCAGCUACGUUCUGGAGGGUUUGAAAUCUGUGGAUAACAGCAUCAAAAAAGAAAGCGACCUUCCCGCAGCAGACCCCAACACCCCGAUUCCACUAAAAUACGAAGAUGAAUCCAGCCGGGGGGGUCCUGAGGGCCUGGAGAAGCAGAUGGCCUUGUUUCUGGACAAAAUGGGCUCCCUUCAGAAGGGUAACUACUCCAGCCAGUCGGGGAUGAUCCCGGGCUCUUGGCAACAUAAGAUGAAGCUGCAGCUGAUCCUCAAGUCCUCCAAGGCCUACUACGUUUUGUCUGACGCGGCUAUGAGUCUUCAGAAAUACGGGCGAGCGCUGCGGUACAUUAAGUUGGCUUUGCAGAGCCACGAUACUUACUGCUGCCUCUGCACCAAUAUGCUGUCUGAAGUGCUGCUGUUUCUGUCUCAAUAUUUGACGCUCUGUGGUGAUAUCCAACUAAUGCUGGCCCAGAAUGCAAACAACAGAGCCGCGCACCUGGAAGAGUUUAAUUACCAAACAAAAGAAGACCAGGAGAUACUGCACAGUCUUCACAGAGAGUCCAGUUGUCAAGGAUUUGCCUGGGCGACCGAUUUAUCUACAGACUUAGAAAGUCAACUUUCAGUUAGUUGUAAAUGUUACGAGGCUGCUAAUGAAAUCUUACAGUUUAGUGACUUAAAAAGCCAGAAUCCAGAACACUACGUGCAGGUGUUGAAGAGAAUGGGCAACAUUAGAAAUGAAAUCGGUGUGUUUUAUAUGAAUCAGGCUGCUGCAUUACAGAGCGAGAGAGUAGUGAGCAAGAGUGUGUCUGCUGCAGAGCAACAUUUGUGGAAAAAAAGCUUUUCUUGUUUUGAAAAGGGAAUUCACAACUUUGAGUCCAUCGACGAUGCUACAAACACCGCCCUUUUAUUGUGCAACACGGGAAGGCUUAUGCGAAUUUGUGCGCAGGCGCACUGUGGGGCUGGGGAUGAAUUUAAACGGGAAUUUUCACCGGAAGAAGGCUUGUACUAUAAUAAGGCUGUUGAUUACUAUUUGAAAGCUCUCCGGUCACUGGGUGCCCGAGAAAUGCACCCCACCGUGUGGGAUUCGGUGAAUUGGGAAUUGUCCACUACUUAUUUUACGAUGGCAACUCUGCAGCAGGAUUACGCUCCGCUGUCUAGAAAAGCUCAGGAGCAGAUUGAAAAAGAAGUCAGCGAGGCAAUGAUGAAGUCCCUGAAGUACUGUGACGUGGACUCGGUGUCUGCUCGGCAGCCUCUCUGUCAGUACCGGGCUGCGACCAUCCAUCACAGGCUGGCUUCAAUGUACCACAGCUGUCUACGGAACCAGGUUGGUGACGAGCAUCUGAGGAAGCAGCACCGAGUGCUGGCGGAUCUUCAUUACAGCAAAGCUGUAAAGCUUUUCCAGCUCCUGAAGGACGCUCCGUGUGAACUCCUUAGAGUACAGCUAGAAAGAGUAGCGUUUGCAGAAUUUCAGAUGACCAGUCAGAAUAGCAAUGUUGGAAAAUUAAAAACACUGUCUGGGGCCCUUGAUAUAAUGGUGAGAACUAAGCAUGCAUUCCAGCUCAUCAGAAAGGAGCUUAUGGAGGAAUUUGACCAGCCUGAAAGUGAUGGACCUCCCCCAGCUGCCGAGUCGUCUCGCGGUCUUGAUCAGGAAGAAGUGACAAAGCUCCUCAGCAUCUUUGAAUCUCGCUUGUCAUUCCUUCUCCUUCAGUCUGUCAAACUGCUCUCUUCAACUAAAAAGAAAACAAGCAGUAACACGGAAGAAGACGUGGUCCUCAAAGCCAACAAGCAGAUCUACUCCCAGCUUUUGAGAGCGACCGCAGACAGAGGCACAGCUGUCUUGGAAAGAAUCGAUGUUGUGGUCCAUUUGCUGGAUCAGCUUGCCUGCAGCGGCAGCGCCGGUCAGUGACCUCGCGCGUGGAUCUGCUUCCGCAGAAAUGCUGUCAGUGCCUUCCAGCCACGGGAGCCAGUCUGUCCACUUGGUGCUUCAUUCCAUUAAAUGCGACGAAUAUGCAUUUAAAACAGGUACAGCAGCGGAAACACGGUUUUCGCUUCCCACAACUCAUGGAUUCUGGUUGGGUUCUUUGGCUUCUGCACGUGAAAUGCUACGAUCAGAACCAAACCUCCAUCUCCCCGCGUAGAUUUCUCUGAGAAGCACAUGGUACCUCAAUACCAGUUGACUUGCUGUAAUGCAAUCACACUUUUACGUAUUUUUGAAGUAUGUUAAGCUAGUGGGUUUAAGGUAUGAUUAUUUUGGAUAAAAUGUUACUUUGGCCAGAGGAACUUUUAUCCCAAUGAUUUUACUGGCUUAAGAGAAUUGAAGAAGCUCCUGCACAUCUACAGCGUUUCCUUCUAAUCCGCACGCCACAGAAGGGCGCCCAUUUUUAGCUCAGUGCGGGAUUUUUCAGAGACUAGCCGUUGUGCAAUUUUCUGUACUUAGUGCACGUUCUAAGGGAUUAGCUUUUCUUUGACUUUAUAUGGCUGUUGAUCAAGAAUAGGUACUACCCCUUCUUUUUUCCUUUUUAAACUCAAAACUGUGAAUAAGUUAAGAAUGCUAUUUUGAAUAAAUAAACUAUUUAUUUUCAAUGUCUAUGUAUUUUUCCAUGUCACAUUCUUCAGAGUUUUGAUUUAAACUAGAUCGAAUAAACUUCACAAAGUAAAGAUCAAAGCAUUAGAAG